GGCGGGGGCCGGCGGGGCCCGGCGGCGCCGGGGCCGGGGCAGCCGGAGGGGAGCGGGCGCCCCCGGCCGCCUCCCCGGGGAUGCUCCGGGCCCCGGGAGAGCCCGUGCUGGGCAGAUUUCCUUAUCCGGGGAUCGCAGGCCACAUCGCCAUUGGCCCGUGCUGUCACAUGGACUCCAACUUUGUUCACUUGACAGUAAGUAGGAGGGUUUCACGAAACAGGAAAACGAGUAAAGGGGGGGACAGGAAUAAAUUUUAGGAUAUAUAUAUAUAUAUUUUGCGUGUGUGCAAUUCUAAGAAAUUAAUGGCCAUGAGCUCGUUUUUGAUCAACUCCAACUAUGUGGACCCCAAGUUCCCACCCUGUGAAGAGUAUUCCCACAACGAUUACCUUCCCAAUCACUCGCCGGAAUAUUACAGCAGCCAGAGGCGAGAGAGCACUUUCCAACAUGAAGCGAUGUACCAGCCGCGGUCAGCCUGCAACGAGCAGCUCUACUCGUCCUGUCAGAGCUCCGGCCACCAAGCAGCGGUGUUAUCCCCCCGGGGUCAUGUCCAUCCUCCUGCCGGACUGCAGAGCCACCCCUCUGAGCCAAACCAUCCCUGCGAGCCGGUCACCCCCAGCCCACCACCCUCCUGCAGCCAAAACUCUCUGAACCAAAGCCCUUCCAAUUCCUCUUGCAAAGAGCCGGUAGUUUACCCCUGGAUGAAAAAAGUCCAUGUAAGCACGGUAAACCCCAAUUAUUCAGGAGGGGAACCGAAACGCUCCCGCACAGCCUACACCAGGCAGCAAGUCCUGGAGCUGGAGAAGGAAUUUCACUAUAACCGCUAUCUCACCCGGAGACGCAGGGUCGAGAUCGCCCACUCCCUCUGCCUCUCCGAGCGCCAGAUCAAAAUCUGGUUCCAGAACAGGAGGAUGAAAUGGAAAAAAGAUCACAAGUUACCAAAUACCAAGAUCAGGUCUAACCCUUCCACCUCCUCCGCAAGCCUGCAGAUCCCACAAGGAGGUUCUCAAGGCCGAUCCAGUGGACCAGCCACCAGCCUAUAACUAUUCGUUGUAUGGAUGGAGUGUGUGCUUGUGGGUGUGAGUUUGUGUGUGUGUGUAGGGAACACAUGAUAUUCUUUUUUAAUGCUACAAGAAGAGAGGGAAGGAAGGGUGCUCUUUAUUUAUAGGGGGAACAGAGGGAGACUCAGCUACAACAAAGCAGAGCCGUGCUGUUGGGCACCUCUUCCAUUAGAAGGAGGCUGCAGAUAGUAGUUUUCAGAUUUGGCUAAGAUGGAUCCUUGUUUCAUCUUUAAUCACGCCAAGCUCUGCCCCAUUUGUCAUGUUUACUCUCCCGUACAAAGGAUGGACCUUAUGUCUGCUAUUACCUCGACAACCAGCGCUCACUUUAAUAAAUGAGGCUCAGUUUCUUCAAGACGAACUGGACCUCCCCCCCCCUCCCGCCCCGUCUUUUUUCCUCCUUUUUCUCUUUUUUCUUUUUUCGCCUACCAGCCACAGUAAUCGAAAGUUUCUAUCCAGACAUCCCGAAGUGGCGGCAGUUUUAGCACAGCUCCGCGGUUGAGAGAAGCAGCAAAGCCCCAGCCGCAGCAGCACCGGCCGGCUGCUCCGCGCCUUCCACUGACCGCGGGCAGCUCCCAGCCAUGGUGCAGCGCGGGGGCAGGGGGCUGAAAAAACGUAAAAUUAGGUCAAGUGGGUGGUAGACA
Molecule: messenger RNA, 1699 nt
Organism: Cygnus olor (mute swan)
Lineage: Eukaryota; Metazoa; Chordata; Aves; Anseriformes; Anatidae
Gene: HOXB4
Product: homeobox B4
Exons: 2
Coding region: 303-1040 (245 amino acids)
Biological process (GO): embryonic skeletal system morphogenesis; regulation of transcription by RNA polymerase II; anterior/posterior pattern specification
Cellular component (GO): nucleus
Molecular function (GO): RNA polymerase II cis-regulatory region sequence-specific DNA binding; DNA-binding transcription factor activity, RNA polymerase II-specific
Source: RefSeq, a predicted model, not a curated record